AAUUGCACAUAAACGACCCCUUCUCUCUUCGAAUAAACAUUCUCAGCGACGGCAUCUCUCUCUCUCUCUCAAUCUCCGGCUUAUAUUGGGAAGUUAACGCCCUCCUCCGCGACGUAUCUCAGAUCCGUCUCAGGCUAGUUUCGAUCUCGAGGUUUUCAAUGGCUCCGGUCUCGGCGCUCGCCAAGUAUAAGCUGGUGUUUCUGGGAGAUCAAUCCGUCGGGAAGACGAGCAUCAUCACUCGAUUCAUGUACGACAAGUUCGACAACACUUAUCAGGCCACAAUUGGUAUUGAUUUUCUGUCAAAGACUAUGUACCUUGAAGAUCGAACUGUCAGACUGCAGUUGUGGGAUACAGCUGGGCAAGAGAGGUUUAGGAGUCUUAUUCCGAGCUAUAUCAGGGACUCUUCUGUUGCUGUUAUUGUCUAUGAUGUUGCAAGCAGGCAAUCGUUUCUAAACACUGCUAAGUGGAUAGAUGAGGUUAGGACAGAGCGUGGUAGUGAUGUCAUAGUUGUGCUCGUGGGAAAUAAAACCGACCUUGUAGACAAAAGGCAAGUGUCAAUAGAGGAAGCAGAAGCCAAGGCUCGUGAGCUUAAUGUAAUGUUCAUCGAAACCAGUGCCAAAGCUGGCUUCAACAUAAAGGCUCUUUUCCGCAAGAUAGCAGCAGCUUUACCCGGAAUGGAAACACUGUCUUCAACAAAGCAAGAGGAUAUGGUUGAUGUGAAUCUCAAGUCUUCCAAUGCCAAUGCAUCUUCGGCUCAGCAGCAAUCAGGAGGAUGCUCUUGUUAAAAAAAAAUUUGGCAACAAACAUUAUAGAGAACAAAAGAACAUACUCGAAAAAAGCCCUCGCACGAUCUUGAUCUGCUAUUACCUUCUUCUUUGUGUAAAAUUUUUGCCUUCUUCUUCAUCAGAUUGUUUUUAAAGAGAGUCUCCUUGCUUUAGUUUAUUGGUUUGUCCCUAACUCUAAAUUGUUGUUGUCUUUUGGAGUUUUAAAGGCUAUUCAGUACUUUUUUAAAUAUUGUGAUUUAUCUGU
Brassica rapa (field mustard) is the source of this 1029-nucleotide messenger RNA. RefSeq names its product ras-related protein RABH1b. Gene Ontology annotation, molecular function: GTPase activity; GTP binding. Lineage: Eukaryota; Viridiplantae; Streptophyta; Magnoliopsida; Brassicales; Brassicaceae. The record is from RefSeq and is a predicted model, not a curated record.